Molecule: messenger RNA, 2703 nt
Organism: Gymnodraco acuticeps
Lineage: Eukaryota; Metazoa; Chordata; Actinopteri; Perciformes; Bathydraconidae
Exons: 1
Coding region: 2038-2658 (206 amino acids)
Biological process (GO): mRNA splicing, via spliceosome
Cellular component (GO): U12-type spliceosomal complex
Source: RefSeq, a predicted model, not a curated record
UAUAUUAUUUUUCUACAGUUUGAAUCUGUCUGUGAAAAAGGUCUAUUUCACACUGAUUGGUAUGCCUCUGGUCUAGGGAAACCUAGACAUAACAUUAGUGUUACUUCCCACUAUUUUCAUUCGCGCAUGAGCUGCGAGCACCAGAGCCUCGCAGUGGCGAAACUGAGGCUCCCUGGUUAACUGUGGUAACAUGAAGAGCCGCUUGGGAGCCAAAACAGACGACGCUUUAAGAGAGCCGAGCCAAAUGAUCCGGCUCACUAAUGUAAAAAGACAGUAUCUAUAAGGGACGGCCCCGCUCUCGGGGUGGACGCCCUCUCAGCCCUGGUCUGGCGGAAACACUGGCCCUCACUGUCUUUCUUAGACGAUUGCAAGAAGGCGCAGUUGGUCGAAAUAGCAGAGCAUUAUAAAAUUGCUGUUGUAGGGAGCAACCGGAAAGAUGAGAUUAAAGCUGUCAUCGUGUCAUUUUUGUUUGAGCAGGGGGUGUUGCAGAAGAGUGAGUCUGGUGCGGCAGGGGUUGUGCUGGUAGUGGUUCAGACAGCUGGUUUGACGUUCGAGCAGCAAAAAGCUUUUGGCCAUGGAGUUUGAGCAGGAGAAGUUGCAGUUGGAGGUGAGGUUACGGCAGCAGGAGGUAAAGAAGCGUUUAGAGGUGGAGAAGGUGCUGGAGGUGGAAAAUAUGAAAUGUGAGGUGGAACAUGCUAGAUUACGGCUGAUUGGAGAGGGCAAGCUUUCAUCUGAUGGUUCGGCAUCAGGUAGUGGCGAUGUUAUUUCUAACUUGCGGUUGGUGCCAAAGUUUAAUGAGCGUAACCCUGACGUUUUUUUCACCCUAUUUGAGUGCGUAGCUGCGGCAAGAAACUGGUCAGAUUCGGACAGAGUGCUGUUACUUCAGUGUGUACUCACUGGGCGAGCACAAGAGGCCUAUUCAGCUAUUUGUGGCGAAAAUGCUUUGGACUAUGAUAGAGUAAAAUCAGUGGUGUUAAAAUCAUAUGAACUGGUUCCUGAAGCGUAUCGUCAAAAGUUCAGAAGUUGGGUCAAGGGGGAUAAGCAGACAAAUGUGGAGUUUAUCCGUGAUUUGACUUCUCAUUUUCAGCGGUAGUGCGCGGCAGCAAAGGUUGCCAGUUUUGACGGUCUUUGUGAACUCAUUGUAUUGGAACAGUUUAACGAUGUUAUCCCUCAGCGUGUGGCCACUUAUGUAAAUGAGCAGAAACCUUCCACCGCGCUUAGAGCUGCUGAAUUAGCGGAUGAUUUUGUGUUGACGCAUAAGGGUAGUUUUAUAGAGAAGUCUUCUAGGGGUGAUUGGAGACGUGGAAAAGAUGGUGGCUAUGCCCGCGGUGGUGCAAAGGUUUCACCAGGCUCCUCCCGUAGAUUUGCAGGUACGGGGCGACCCGAGGGGGCCAAAGUGGGCCUAUGUCAUUAUUGCCGAGGAGAGGGUCAUUGGAAGGAUCAGUGUCCGUUGCUGGAACCUGAGGGGAAGCCUUAUUUUUCAUCACAUGCUCCAGCCAUGUGUUGUUCUGCCAUUUUGGUUAAAAAGCUGCAGGGUGUAGGAUCGGGCAUGGUGCCUGAUAAGAAGCUGGUUUGUGCCGACUUGGAUGUGGGUUCUGGUUUUGAGCCGUUCAUAACGGAAGCCGUUGUAUCAGUAGUCGGUAGUGACAAGUAUGUUCUGAUUAAGGUGUUGCGUGACACAGCAGCUCGAUGCUCAUUUAUUGUUGAGUCAGUGUUGCCUUUUUCGUCAGAGACAGAGACUGGGGAUUUUGUGAUGAGGGGCAUGGAGAUGAGCUUGAUUCCUGUGCGACGUCAUACAAUAGUGCUGGAUUGUGAGCUGGUGCGGGGAGUUGUGUCUAUCGGCGUGCGUCCCGCGUUGCCACUUGAUGGGGUACAUAUGAUUUUGGGCAACAAUCUCGCUGGUAGUGCUGUGUGGGCUGGUGUGCCACCGCCUGUGGCGGUUUCCAGGCCGUUGGCAUCCGGGGAGCCAGGUGAGAGCGGUUUGCAGUUUCCAAGUGUGUUUCCAGUUUGUGCUGUUACGCGUGCGCAGAGCCGUGGAUGUCUGCUGACCCGCCUGUUUCGGAGUGUAGAAAAAGUGGUGUUGAACAGGUGGUCUCACUGCCUGAUCUCCCUUCGUCUGUGUCAAAGGAGGAGGAAGACGUGGAGACUCUUCUUCACUCAGAGAUCCUGGAUAUAUUCGAGGAAGGUCUUGCUCAAUUUGUUCAGGACCCUUUACUCUGUGAUCUGCCAAUUCAGGUACAUUUGGAGGAGGUUAAUUCCCAGAUUGCUUUGGAGUAUGGCCAAGCCAUGAUUGUCAGGGUUUUAAAGGCAGAUGGAGAGAUUAUGCCCAUAGUUGUGGUGCAAAAUGCAACCGUCUUGGAUCUGAAGAAGGCCAGUGAUGAUAAGAUGAGGCUUAAGGACUAUGGGAUCAGAAACAUGGAAGAAGUGACGUUCAUGAAAAGACACAUGAAAAAAGUCCAUACUGGACACACACCUGAUGGUCAAUAUACACAGGAGGAUGUUGGUUUGUCGUGGAUCCCUUUGGGGCCCCGUCUUAAGGAGGGGGGGGGCUGUGAUGCCCCUGUGGAUUCAUCUGGAGAGGGUGUGGCUGUGCUGCAUCCAGCCUCCUUGAUUGCAGUAACUCAGGGCACCUGGGUCUGGUGGCCUGCAGUUAUUUAAAGCCUCUGCCCCUCUCUGUCUCCCUCUCUGCUGCUCCCUGCAGGC